AUGGUUCACCCGGAAUCACCUCCACCGACCGAUAGGUCAGGGUCCGUCGUCCACCACCCCGAGUUACACGGGUCUAGCACCAUAACGGUCUCGAGUGAUAAUGAGCUUCAUUCAACGUCUUCGAUGAAUACAGGCCGUGAAGGCCCCGACUUUGCGCCUUUAUCCCCCGACAACUUGUCCCCCGUCUCCAUCCAGGAUGUGACGUAUAAAGAGCACGAUGCUGCCGCUGUACCAUCUUUGCAGAUCCGCACCGAUAUCUCGAGUGCUCACCAUUCGAGCCCUCAUCGGCUGAGCCCGCAUAGAGAGGCCGACUUGUUUGUCCACCAUAGUACCUCUGCAAGCAGCCUUCCGCAUCGUACGCCAAGUCUACGGGCUUUGAUGGCUGGACCAAGUCAUAGUGGGGGUUCCCUAUCUCCAGCUUCUCUUUUGUCUUCUCCUCAACUAAUAGCCAUGGGAGAUAUUACACCUUUGCCGUCGCCUAUUGGAGGCGCUUCGCCAUGGAAACUUCCGCCGCGUCGUAAUUCGCAGUCGUUAUCCCGGACUUCUUCGAUCGCCUCCAGGACUGGUUCGAGCCUAAGUAUGCGGCCCAGCGACCCAUCGCAGUUGUCAUUGUCCGGAACCUCGGAAUCUCGAUCUCGCGGCAAAACUUCUGGAACCACGGAUAAACCUAGUACUGAGAAAACCUUGGACACGCCGGUGGCCCCAAAGCAUGCGCGCAAUCGUAGUUUAAGUGAGUAUGUUCCACCAGGUCGAAGUGUUCCGAUUAAGCCUCGCCCCGUUGCUGUUUCCGGAACUGGUCUCUCUCAAGGGAUUGUUUCCUCUUCCAGCACGGAUUCAAAAUCGAAUAACCUGCACCGGGAGCAAUACUUGGCCAUCCAUCGCGGUAUCGCUUUACCGACGGUUCGCCCACCGUCUCCUCCACGAAGCAGUGGGUACGGCAUUGACGACAACAAACCGGUCCUCAUCCAGUCAUCUGGUACACAGGGCGCAGAUGAAAUCUACUCGGUGCGCUCUAUUCGGACCCAGCAGCCACGACUGUAUCGUAAGCUCCGACAGCUUGGACACGGGACAUUCAGCCAGGUUUCUCUAGCUGUUCGUAUAGAGCUCGAAGGAACUGGCGACUCUGGGCACGGUCAUCCCGCAACCCAGAAAUUAGUUGCAAUCAAAAUUAUCGACCACGGACCGGCAGGUGGAGCUGACGAGGAGCGGUUGGAGGUGUCCCUCAAGCGCGAAGUCGAAAUUCUGAAGACCCUGAACCACCCAUCACUCGUGCAACUGAAGGCCUUUGGCAGCGACGAAAAGCGUGCCCUUCUAGUUCUGGACUACUGUCCGGGCGGCGACCUGUUCGAAGUCGUUUCGCACAACACUAGACCCAUGUCACCCGGUCUCAUCCGCCGUAUAUUUGCGGAGCUAGUGGCAGCUGUACGCCACUUGCAUGAGAACUACGUGGUCCAUCGUGAUAUUAAACUCGAGAACGUUCUUGUGAAUCUCCCUGCAGAAUCUUUGCAGAAGAUCACUGAUUGGCGCACUUAUGACCGUGCCAUAAUAACCCUCAGUGACCUGGGUCUCUCUAGACGUAUACCUGAACCCCCUGAGAGCCCUCUUCUCCAAACCAGAUGCGGAAGUGAAGACUAUGCAGCACCAGAAAUUCUUAUGGGGCAACCGUACGAUGGACGGUCCACCGAUGGCUGGGCGCUUGGAGUCUUGCUGUACGCUAUGAUGGAGAGCAGGCUUCCCUUCGAUGCAUUGCCAGGAACUCGGGGUGACCCCGCUAAACUUCGAGCUCGAACCCCACACCGCAUCGCCCGGUGUGAAUGGUCCUGGUAUCGGUAUGCUGACAGUGACGGUGAAUGGGAUCCCGAGAAGGGCCGCCAACUCGAGGGUGCCCGGGAGUGUGUCGAGUUACUUUUGAAGCGAAAUACGAAACGCAAAGGCCUUGACGAGAUCGCGGCUAUGGAGUGGGUGAAGGGCGCGAUUGAUGUUCCUGGUGGACUGAAGCGAGGCGACAAAGAAGUCCCCUAG
Molecule: messenger RNA, 2022 nt
Organism: Aspergillus puulaauensis
Lineage: Eukaryota; Fungi; Ascomycota; Eurotiomycetes; Eurotiales; Aspergillaceae
Product: putative protein kinase
Exons: 2
Coding region: 1-2022 (673 amino acids)
Biological process (GO): intracellular signal transduction; protein phosphorylation
Cellular component (GO): cytoplasm
Molecular function (GO): ATP binding; protein serine/threonine kinase activity
Source: RefSeq, a predicted model, not a curated record